AGAGCUCAGCGUGGGGACGUUUGUGAGGAGGGGGCUGAAAAGACUUCCUCUGUCUUUCUGAGUUUCUUUCUUCGCUAACGGAGCAGCUGGGGUGGAGAACAUUUGGAGACAAACGUUCAAAUGCUAAUCGUUGAUCUGUGGCUAACAAGGACCAGGACCCUGACAUAAAAGCCAGAUUUUUUUCUUUGACCUUCAAACGUGGACACUUUUAUAUUUUCCCUGUUGGAUUUACCUUGGAUUAACUUGUGGGGCAGCUGGAAAACUAAAUUUCAUUUGGAUUGAGUGGGUUCCUCUGGACAGAAACAUGAUUUAACAGCUGUGUGGCUUCCUGUGAGAGCCGGACAACAAGAGCGACUGACAACAGGCCAAAUCUGACAGACGUUAGAGUGUAGUGACAGCAGUCGUGACCUUUCAUUCAAAACAGGAAGGGAUGUCACGGCCUCCUUCAUCUCAGACCACUCCUCAGUUCUACAGAGUCAGUGACAGAGAUCUGACCGAGAUUGAGCUCCAUUCUGUGGACUCCAUCAACGAUCUGCACCGAACCCACGCUGAGCACAGCCACAAAGGGGUGAAGCCUCCUCCUCGCCCGGCAUACACGCCGUCCCUGAACGGCAACCUGUACACACGUGACGGAGCAGCUGCCAAUCACAGAGGUCAUCCACUCAGCAGCAAACUGCAAGGCCAUCUGCAGGACCUGAUGAGGCCAGGUUCAUCUCGAGCCUACGCCAUGACCUGCGCUGGUAUUACAGUACUCCUGAUGACGGUGCUGCUCGUAUUCUACUUCUUAGUCCAGCAGGGCGGGGCCAUCCGGAUGCUGACCGAAGCAGUCAGGGAAAAGGAGGCUGCAGCCGCCCAGCUGACCCUGCUGAUCCAAGAACUGCAGGCGCUGAGGCUGAACCUGACAGCCAGGAGAGGCGGGACAUGAGGAGCGCACGCACAGGCCAUGCAACGCUGUGUGGCCUCACAUACGCUUGUUUCAGGGCCGGAGGGACAGCCGCAAAAGUGAAUGCAAUUUGGAUUAAACGCUGCUGGCAGAGUUACACUUCUCACAUAUGUGCUUUAUUACAGUACUCUACGAAACGUAUGUUCAAUAAAAGUAUCUUCAGCACACAGGCACUCAUUCAGAAGUAUCUAAACCAGGGAUCAACGACCUUUUUGAGGACACAGGACAUUUUACGAGGUCUGAGGAGUACAAAGGGUUACAGGACUUGUUUCCUCCAAAGUUUCCAAAAAACAAAACCACAAUCUAUUAAAGUAGUAAUGAUUAUAAUAAUCAGCAGUAGUUAAUUUAAGACCAUGAAUUGAUUGCUCACAAUAGUAAUAAUAUUUAAACUAGAGUUUUUUGAAAAUGAAUUUUUCUACAAUAAACACACAUUUAGUCUAAAAGCAUGAAUACAAACAAGCAGUUUCUGGGACUAUAAUGUCAAAUUUUAGCAGCAAGAAUCUCAAAAUGUUCAUCUUGUGUUUGUGAAUGAACAUUUAGAGCUUUUUGUCUCUCUGUAAGUAACAUUUCAUUGCGCGAAAAAGAAGACGGCAGCUGUGAAAACAUCACCAUAGCCUGUUGAUGUAAAUGCAGCAAACAACAGACACAAAAAUAAAAGCAGACUCACCACCCGGAGCGAAAGCCUGAAACAUGGGAGGGCACUGAUUGUGACACCAGGAUUAUUGUCAUGAAAAUGUUAAACAUAAUUUCAAAGUAAAAGGUUUUCUUUUUAAAGCA
Oryzias latipes (Japanese medaka) is the source of this 1720-nucleotide messenger RNA. RefSeq lists its product as uncharacterized. The record is from RefSeq and is a predicted model, not a curated record. NCBI's taxonomy places the organism in Eukaryota, Metazoa, Chordata, Actinopteri, Beloniformes, Adrianichthyidae.